Molecule: messenger RNA, 1060 nt
Organism: Panonychus citri (citrus red mite)
Lineage: Eukaryota; Metazoa; Arthropoda; Arachnida; Trombidiformes; Tetranychidae
Product: calponin-3-like
Exons: 6
Coding region: 159-782 (207 amino acids)
Molecular function (GO): protein binding
Source: RefSeq, a predicted model, not a curated record
GAUUAAAGUUACUUGAUUGUUAAUCGUAAUUGACAUUAGUCAAAAUUUCAAUUCUUUGUGAUUCUUGUUGAUUCUCUUUAAUUGUUUUCUGUUCAUCUUCAGCUUGUUAAUUGUUAAUUGAAUCUAUUAAUUGUUUAAUCCAUUGAGGAGACAACAAGAUGGCCUUCCAAGGACCUGCUUAUGGACUGAGUCGUGAGCUUUUACUUAAGUCCCAAGCAAAAUUUGAUAUUGAAUUGGCUAAUCAGGCUCUUAAUUGGGUUCAAGCUGUAACAAAUACGUCAUUUAAUUUAAACAACAAUGAUGACAAUAAUAACAAUGAUAACUCAACAGGAAUUAAGGAUCAAUUUGAAUUUGCUGAGGCUCUCAAGGACGGUAUAGCUUUGUGCAAUUUAAUCAAUGGUUUGGCUCCCGGUUCAAUAGGAAAGGUUAAUAAGAUGAAAACUCCAUUUAAAGAGAGGGAAAACAUUGAGCUUUUCCUUAAAGCAUGUGAAGCUUAUGGUCUACGAAAUCAUGAUCUCUUUCAAGUAAAUGAUUUGUAUGAACGUAAAAACCUUUAUAUGGUUGUUAAUUGUUUACAUUCACUUGGAGGCCUGGCUCAGAAAAAGGGUUAUCAAGGACCAGUGAUUGGAAUCAAAACUUCUGAUGAAAACAAACGUGAAUUUGAUGAAGAAACAUUGAAAAAAGGCCGAGCCAUGAUUGGCCUGCAAUCGGGAUCAAAUAGCGGAGCAUCUCAGGCCAAAAUGACUCCUUAUGGAGCAUCGAGACAAAUUAUCCCUGGUUAAUCAUUGGAUCAUUCAAAUGAAAUCAAAUUGAAAAUCUUCAUGCCGUCGAUGAUUAAAUGAUAUAAUUCAUAAAUCUGUGUUUUCUUCUUGCUUUCCAAGUGUCUUUUUUUUCCAUUGGUUUCAAAUUAACUUAAUUUUCUGCUUACCCAUUGACAAUCAACCAAAAACAAUCACAAUUAAGUCUGCCCAAGCUGGAAAAAUGUUACUCUUUCAUACAUUGUUAUCGUUAGAAGAAAUAAAAUUAUUUUCUCUUUAGAGAAAUUAAAAACAAAAUUAAA